AUGAAUAAUUCCAAUCACAGAGUGGUCCGCACACCAAAGGGAGGAGAGAAUGGUCUCAAGAUCAAGAAAAAUGGAACAAGAUCAAAGAAGAUACGGGAUCCUAUCCAAAACAGCGGGAAUGGUGGAGGACAGCCUGAGCCACAGGACCAUGUCCAUAUUUCUUCUCAAAGAUCCACGCGUGCUCAUCCUCGGAAUUUCUCAGACGUAGUGUCUGGAAAGGCUUCGAACUUGUCAAUCACCAAGUCUGGCGGAAUCGAUGGGGACAAAACUACCGUGCAGUACGGAAGACAGAAUCAUGGCGAUGUGUAUGUUAAUAGACGUCAAACCAGUGAAUUUCGGGGAAAGGAGAUUUCAACAUCGGAGGAAGAUUGGCGCGACUUUCCUCUUCCUAAGUCGACAACCACUCCCUAUCAACGCUCUACUUCCAGGCGCGAAUCAGUUGGAAUUUCAGAGCCGGGCUGCUGGGUCCGAGAUACGGCUCGCUCUGACGACACCCCGGGUUCGACUCAGAGAGAUUCAACUGGCAGAAGCAAGGGGAAACAUGACAAGCAGACGCAGACUUUGGUGGUCAAGAGUGAACUGGGAACCCGACCCUUCAGGUUUGACGACUAUGAUCUCCGCCUGCGUUGUUGGAAACCAGACUGCGGCAAAAUGACAAGUUGCUGGGAUUGUUCUGUUGUCAUCUGCCCCGGGUGUGGGCCGGAUAGCUACGUGAGAUAUUGCAGCAGUCAACAUCUCUACGACGACAUUCAAUAUCACUGGGUUUAUCAUUGUGGAAAACACGGCAUUACCGAUACGAUCGAUCGCACUACGAUCCGCCUUUAUCAAAAUCCUCCUCGUCCAUAUAUCGUUAACGAAGGCUUCAACUCAAUCGAAAGACAUCGACAAGCAGUGUAUCGAUCACUGGAACCAGGUGACUUCUUCCUAUUCGACGAUGCCGGUCUACUUAAACCAGAUUUCAUUGAGCCAACACGAGAAGAAUGGAAUAUCAAGCGCGGAACAGGCCCAUGCGUCCUCCAGUUAUUCUUCCCUGACGACAUGACGGAUCAGUCCAUGCGACAUGUGUUCAACACCGACAUCUUCGAGUGUCUAGGAUUUGGGGGUCCUCGAGCAGCAAAGAGCUGCCUACGUGCUUUGCAUCUAAUCCGGGAGUCAUUGAUCCUAUCAGGUAAUUGGACCGAACAGGCGCUGGACUUGUUGUGCUUACAGGUUGCGGGAGAAUGGGGUGGCUUCAAAGUUCCAGAAAGCUUUUACAAUGUCGGAGAAGCAAAUUUGGCGUGGCAGACACAGGGCACACUGCCACCGACACCUUGACUCUGUGAUUCUCUUGCGGCUUGCACACUGAGAGAUUGGGUUGGUUUUGACACUCGUUGUUUGGAU
This is a messenger RNA of Exophiala oligosperma, 1380 nucleotides long. RefSeq lists its product as uncharacterized. Lineage: Eukaryota; Fungi; Ascomycota; Eurotiomycetes; Chaetothyriales; Herpotrichiellaceae. The record is from RefSeq and is a predicted model, not a curated record. The coding region runs from base 1 to 1314 and encodes 437 amino acids. The transcript has 2 exons.